This is a messenger RNA of Clonostachys rhizophaga, 1725 nucleotides long. NCBI's taxonomy places the organism in Eukaryota, Fungi, Ascomycota, Sordariomycetes, Hypocreales, Bionectriaceae. The record is from the annotation of a GenBank genome assembly.
AUGACGGCCCAAUACCACCCAGACCAUCACGAGCUACACAAUGGGGGUGAUCUAGAAGCUAUGGACGUGAAGAAGGCGAAGAGCAACCCGGCAUCUAUCCGCGGACUAGAGACUAGUCCUGAGACGUCUCUCAAGAAAGGACUCCAAGCCCGCCAUGUGAAUAUGAUCGCUAUUGGUGGUGCCAUAGGAACCGGCCUGAUCAUUGGCACAGGGAAAGCCCUUGCGCAGGCCGGACCUGGCUCGUUACUCAUUUCAUACACCUUUGUCGGUGGCAUCGUUUUCUUGGUCAUGGCAGCCAUGGGUGAGAUGACUGCGUGGCUGCCGCUCUCUGCUGGCUUCACGGGCUAUGCUUCGCGUUAUUGCCAUCCCUCCCUGGGGUUCGCGUUGGGCUGGACGUACCUUUUCAAAUAUCUCAUCAUGACUCCGAACCAACUCACAGCUGCAGCCCUUGUGCUGCAAUUUUGGGUGCCGCGCGAGAAGGUCAACCCGGGUGUUUUCAUCGUUGUUUUCCUGAUUGUCAUCUUGUUCAUCAAUUUCUGGAGAAUCGGCGUCUUUGGUGAGGUCGAGUUUUGGCUUUCCACUUUCAAAGUGCUUGUCAUUGUUGGCAUUAUGAUAUUCGCCUUAGUGUUGAUUGUUGGCGGCGGACCUGAUCACGAGGUCCGCGGGUUUCGUUAUUGGAGCAACCCUGGAGCAUUCAAAGAAUACAUCGCCUCCGGGGCCUGGGGUAAAGCCCUGGGUUUCUGGUCAACCAUGAUCAACGCGACCUUUGCGUAUCAGGGAACCGAACUCGUUGGUGUCACAGUGGCAGAAGCACAAAACCCCCGCAAGACAAUUCCAAAGGCUAUCAAGAUGACCUUUUACCGGAUCCUGCUCUUCUACUGUAUCUCUGUUUUCUUGCUCGGUAUGCUCGUUCCAUACGACUCACCAGAGCUCAGCUUCGCCGUCAAGCAGAAGGCGAGCGCUUCGGCAUCGCCGUUCGUAGCGGCGGCUACUGUCGCGGGCGUCCAGGUCAUGCCACACAUCAUCAACGGCUGCAUCUGUCUCACCAUCUUGUCCGCAGCCAACACGGAUCUCUACAUUGCCAGCAGAACUCUCUAUGGCCUGGCAUCUGACGGGAAAGCGCCAGCGAUUUUCAAGCGAACCAACAACGGCGGCACGCCAAUCUACGCGUUGGCAGUUGCAGCUGUGUUUGCUCUACUUGCAUUCAUGAACGUCUCUGAUGAUUCGACCAAGAUCUUUGGCUACUUUGUUAACAUCACAACUAUUUUUGGCCUGCUCACCUGGAUCUCCAUCCUCGUUACCCAUAUCUUCUGGUGCAGGGCCCGAAAAGCUCAAAGCCUUGACUCUGCUACUCUCCCAUAUGCGGCCCCAUUCGGCAUCUGGGGCUCGUACUGCGCGCUUGUUGUUUGUAUAUUUAUUGCCUUGACGAAGAACUUUGAUGUUUUCACACGGUGGGACCAGGCGCCUUUCCACGUUGAAAAGUACAAGACAUUCAUCACUGGAUACAUCGGCAUACCAGUGUACUUGGUUCUGAUUUUCGGCCACAAGUUCGUCACCAAAUCCGGGCCUGUUCGUCCAGAGGAGACGGACUUUUUCACUGGCAAGGACAUUGUUGACAACGAGGAGCGGCUCUUUCUUGAGCAUCAGGCCUUGCGACAAGAAUCGACGCAAAUGGCUCGAGGAUGGAAUCUGGUUUAUAAACGCUUCGUGGCGUGGUUGUUCUAG